Pungitius pungitius (ninespine stickleback) is the source of this 2872-nucleotide messenger RNA. It is a transcript of the gene colgalt2b, whose product is annotated as collagen beta(1-O)galactosyltransferase 2b. The record is from RefSeq and is a predicted model, not a curated record. The transcript is spliced from 12 exons. Gene Ontology annotation, molecular function: procollagen galactosyltransferase activity. Lineage: Eukaryota; Metazoa; Chordata; Actinopteri; Perciformes; Gasterosteidae. Bases 309 to 2156 code for a protein of 615 amino acids.
UCAUGAGACGUUUAUUUUGUAUUAUCUCUCCAUUAUUUUACCACUAAAAGUGGGAAGAGUCUCCAGACCUGCAGCAGCAGCAGCAGCCAUGUGUGUGUGCGGGGUGUGGGAGGGCUCAACCCUCCACCCUACCGCCGAUCCCCCUCCUACUCUCCCACCGUGACUCCCUCCCUCGCUCGCUCGCUCACCCACUCUCACUCUCACGCUCAACCUUUCCUUUUCCGCGACCCCCAGGUGCCAGGCUCGGGCGACCCUGCGACGGAUCCACCUCGCACCCCCCACCCGCCCUCCUUCAUUUGGAAGCGAAGAUGCGGGCGGUCGGCGCCGUGGGAGCCGCCGCGCUGUGCGCGCUGCUGGCCGCGCUGGUGCCCGGCGCCGCGUCGGAGCUGGUGACGCUGGUGCAGGAGCAGCUGAAGCCCGAGUCCUCGCUGCUGAAGCCGAAGGUGAUGAUCGCCAUUGUGGCUCGCAACGCGGCGCACAGCCUGCCGCACCACCUGGGCUGCAUCGAGAGGCUGGAGUACCCGAAGGAGCGCAUAGCGAUCUGGGCGGCGUCGGACCACAACGUGGACAACACCACGGCCAUGUUGAGGGAAUGGCUGAAGAGGGCGCAGAGCGUCUACCACUACGUGGAGUGGAGACCCAUGGAGGAGCCCAAGUCCUACACGGAUGAGUGGGGGCCCAAGCACUGGCCUCCUUCAAGGUUCAACCACGUGUUGAAGCUGAGGCAGGCGGCGCUGAAGGCCGCCCGCGAACGAUGGGCCGACUACAUACUGUUCGUGGACAGCGACAACCUGUUGACCAACCCCCGCGUGCUGAACCUGCUCAUGGCUGAAAACCUGACCUUGGCCGCUCCGAUGUUGGAGUCCCGCUCGCUCUACUCCAACUACUGGUGCGGCGUCACCCCACAGGGCUACUACAAGCGGACCCCGGACUACCAGCCCAUCCGGGAGUGGAAGCGUCUGGGCUGCUACGCCGUUCCCAUGGUGCACAGCACCUUCCUGAUCGACCUGCGGCGCGCCGCCAGCAGGGACCUGGCCUUCUACCCUCCUCACCCGGACUACAGCUGGGCAUUCGACGACAUCAUGGUGUUCGCCUUCUCGGCUCGUCAAGCGGGUGUGCAGAUGUACGUGUGCAACCGGGAACAUUACGGCCUCCUGCCCGUUCCUCUCAAAGCUCAGCAGAGUGUGGAAGAUGAAAGCGAGAGUUUCAUACACACCAUCACGGAGGCUUUAAUUGACCACGACAUCGAGCCCUCGGAGCACCUGUACUCACCGCCGUCACCUCAGAGCACCAUGGGCUUCGACGCGAUUUUCCUGAUCAACCUGAAGCGUCGCCUGGACAGAAGAACCAGGAUGUUGAAAUCCAUGUACUCGCUGGGUCUGCACCCCACGCUGACGGACGCGGUGGACGGAAAAGCCCUCAACUCCUCCCAGCUCCAGGCUUUGGGAAUAGAGAUGUUGCCGGGCUACAAGGACCCUUACUCGGGCCGAGUUCUGACCAGAGGGGAGAUCGGCUGCUUCCUCAGCCAUUACUCCAUAUGGAAACAGGUGGUGGAGCGCGGCCUCGAGAGGGUUCUCCUCCUGGAGGACGACGUGCGGUUUGAGCCCAGGUUCAAGCGCCGGCUGCAGGCCAUAAUCGACGACAUAGACAAGACCCAGCUGGACUGGGACCUCAUCUACGUGGGGCGUAAGCGCAUGCAGGUGCAGCAGCCGGAGCAGUCCGUGGCCGGCGUGAACAACCUGGUGAGGGCCGACUACUCCUACUGGACGCUGGGCUACGCGCUGUCGCAGCAGGGAGCCCGGAAGCUGCUGGCCGCCAAACCCUUGUCGAGGAUGCUGCCCGUCGACGAGUUCCUCCCCAUCAUGUUCAACAAGCACCCCAACACCCAGUUCAUGUCUCACUUCGAGCCGCGGGACCUGAAGGCCUUCUCCGUGGAGCCGCUGCUCAUCUACCCCACCCACUACACCGGAGAGCCGGGCUACUUCAGCGACACGGAGACCUCCACCAUCUGGGACGACGAGGCCGUGGCGACGGACUGGGACCGCCAGCAGGCCCGGAAGACGGCGCAGCAGGGCAGCAUCCGCGCCGUGGCGCAGAACAGCGUGGGCGGGGACUCGCCGCCGCCGGCGGCUCGAGCCUCGCGGGACGAACUCUGAUGACACUCGAAAGGAGGGAGAGAGAGAGACUCGCACUUGGGGGAAAGGACACUUGAACCACAAGAGGACAUUCUGUACAUUAGUUUGCAUACACACACACACACACACACACACACUGGUGUCCCAGUGGAUAAAAGCAGAGUGAAGAUGUCAGUCUACUCUGCUGCCUGAUGAAGGGACCCUGAGGAGAGGAGGAGGAGGAGGAAGAGGAUGAGGAAGAGGAGGAGGAGGACCUGGGAAGAGAGCCAGCAGGGCUUUGACUAAAGCUUUAUUUAUUCCCCGUGUCCAUCCUCUGGGCGUGUGGAGACACUCGCAGCCCGCAAAGAAACGACACACAGCAACACACUGCUGACAAUCUGAAAGACCUGAAAGCAAAGCAUAAUAAUUCCCACAAUAAUGUAAAUAAUGUUGUUCAGGAUAAUCACUGUACAACUUUUGUUUUAUGUUUUUUUUUAUGGACAGCAAACGAAUAAAAAAAGCUGUCUUCAAAACUCCUCGGUGCCGUGCAUUGAUGUGUCUUUACAGAACUGAGGCUGCGUGGAAGGACACACACACACACACACACACACACACACUCACACAUGCAUGCACUGAGGGGAGUGCAGCCCCGUGUAAAUAAAGCAGGUCCUCGGGGUCGGUGUUUGUCUGAUGUCCCACUUGCACGGUGGGGCCGGUCCCGCUGGUUCAGCCAUUCAGCACGUUGCGUUCACGUUCAG